AUGGCAAGAAAGGCAUCCUCCAAGGCACCCUCCAAGGCACCCACCAAGGCGCACGCCAGGAAAACCACUGAUACGCAUAUCAAGCCAACCAUCGAGGCGCACACCAAGACACCCACCGAUGCACACACCGAUACGCACACUGAGACAACCACCGAUGCGCAAACCAAGAUACCUACUGAUGUGCGCACCGAGUCACCCAUCAUGGAGAACGGUUUGCUGCAAGACAUCCCAGAGUGUCCAAAUAGUCCUCUGUUUGAACCUGAGGGCUCAAAUCUUUCAACCAACCCUCAGCCUACCGAUGUUAUGAGCCCUGGCAUGACUAGACUUCGAGCUAUUGAGACGAACGCAAAAGCGGCAAGUCACCGCUGGACAGCCACUGCUGCAGACUUGCUCAUACCAGCAAAGCGCACAGCUGAUAACGCGUUCGACAGCGGAGACGAUAGUGAUGAUGAAGUACCGCCGUUCGACCCAAGCCAACAGCGGCGUCCGAAGCUACCUAUGUACCACCCUGCUUUCCAGCAAUCAGAAAAAGACAUUCAAAGCAUUUUACAAGUCUUUACAGACUUUUUACAGGCUAGCAUAGAUAAUGAUAGCGGUCAAGGUGAAGAAGCAAAAUACCUCUGCAAUCAAAUCAACAAGGACCGCCGUAUCCGCUAUCAGACUGAGAUCCGCCUUGCAAUUACAGGCGACACAGGAUCUGGAAAAUCUGCAACUACGAACGCCUUGUUAGGCGAAAAGCUAACACCUGAGGGCGACAGUGGGAGUGCUUGCACUAAUGUCGUUACUGAGUUUCGUCAGAAGAAGCUAUCCACAACUUCAGGCGCAGUGUAUGCGGAAGUUCAGUUCUACUGCCUAGAACACUGCACCGAGGCUCUUGUCGCCAGCUGGUUCAAAGAAUGGCGUAAUAUCACUCAGCAAAUGAUUGACGACGAGACUUCGGUGGAUGAUGACGAUCGAGCCCGCAGGGAUGCUGCACUUGAGUGCUUGGAGCAGCUUUUUGCGAACCGCGUCGAGUCACUCGAGGCCUUCAUGCUGACAGGCAACGUUAAGAAAGAAGGGGCCACAAGGAUAGAGAGUGCUACCAUACUCAAGCAACUGUUGAAAUGGACAGUCGAGAUACACGAGCAGUUCGUCUCCGAAGGCGAACUCUUUGUUCCCCUCACGUCUAGCACUCACAGCGAUAUGCGCGACCAGCUCCGUCCCUUCAGGAUGCGAGCUGAGAACUCGCGCUUCAAUGGAAAGUCUCUCCCUUUCAGUCCAUGGCCGUUUGUAGAAAUUAUUCGAUACUACGUCAAUAGCCCUUUACUACAAGACGACAUUUGCUUAGCCGAUGUGCCGGGUACCAAGGAUAUCAACAUGUAUCGCGUUGCGGCUGCUGAAGCCUAUUUACAGCAGUGUGAGAUGACUAUAGUAGUCGUCGACAUCAAGCGUGCCACGAGCGAUCAAUCUUUUCGGCAGCACUACCUCGAUGCACACAGUAGGCGGUACCAUGGCAGUGUUAUCCUCGUAGCCACGAGAUCAGAUGAUAUGAACAACGAUGACGGCAGUACACUUCAGCUCGACGGCACAGCAGAAGAGCAGCUUGUUCCCAUCGACGAAGAGCUAACCAAGCAGGACGAGAAGUUGCGAGCCAUCGAGAGCCAAGUGACUGCCAACAAGAUUGAGAUCAAAUGUCUCAAAUCCAAAAGUGAUCAAGACAUGGCCGUUGAUGAUGACCGAUCCAAGUAUGAGGCUUUGCGCACCGAGAACAAAGCUUUGAAUGCAGAGAAAAAAGACACAGUGUCGCGCAUUACCUCCUUGGAUAAGGAACGCACAAAAAUCUACAUUAAAUGCCGUAACAGGAUUGUCACCAAGGGCAUGAAUCGAAUGUACAUCCAGGGUACACGUGACGAUGCAGGUGCAGCAUCCUUUUGUGUCUCUAAUCGCAUGUACAUGCGACACCGACAAGGCUACAACAUACGAAAUCCAGACAAGACUCCUACUAUGGAUAUAGAGGAUACCCAAAUCCCUGCAUUAUUUAAGCAUAUUUCUGGAUUACCUUCACAGGGAAGGAUCGCCGUUCUAGAACAUUUUAUUAUGUUCAAAGUUCCAAUGUUGCUGAGCAUCUUUCAAAUGAGCUGCAGCAAGAGUACUAAGGCUCGUGUGGAGCAUGUGACGGCAAUUCUGGACAAUACCACCAAGAGUUUGGAGGCUAGGAUUGAAGAUAUGGCAAUAAAGUUCCGCGACACAUUCCUGCAAGAUCUCGUCAACGAGCUGUCAAGCCGUAAUCUGAUGAACAAGUUUCACCGCAACGCCAUAAGGCAGUUGGAAGAGUUGCAGAACAUGAAAGGCGCCUCCUACAAUGCCCUCAUCAAGAAGAUGGGCAAAUACCACCAGAAGAAGCUCGGCAUCCACCAUGAUCUAAAUGCUGAGCUCAUGAAGCCUUUGACCUGCGCUAUCGACAACGCCUUUCAUGCUGUAAUCGACAACGCACCCAACGCUUUCAAAGCUCUUGCUACGCAGACGAUCAAAUCAGGCUUUCAUGAAUUGAAUAAGAUUUUAAGAGAUGAUCCGCAAGCCUUGGCUGGGGAGGCAUACCAAAUCUGCUUUGGCAACAAGCUCGCCAGUUAUGAGAAAGACAUCUCUUUCAGAGUCGACGCUGCCUAUAAGGAGCUCCGCCUGGGGCUUAUUGAGACGCACCAACGAGCUAGAGGCUCCGACCAAGAGACCUAUAUCUACGACGCUAUGCAGCAGAUCUAUAUUGAUGCUGAGGCAGAGAGACCCGUAAAACGUCAGACCCUUAAGGAAACCCGCCAUACAUAUCUUCAGCGACAUGUUCCUGAUUAUAAUGGCCCCUUUGCAGCUAUUGCUGAAUGGACCGAAGAAGACGUUAGUAAGACUAUUAAUGAAACCUGCGACAAGCUCUGUAAAGACAUCGUCGCUAUUCUUAAUAAUAUUCGCUCUGCUUUUGAGCGACAGAAGACUGAAGAGAAUAAUAACACACUAGAGGGCCAGCGCUUCCGCAAGGAGCUACAUGAGCUGGUUUCUGAAGCGUCGAGAAUUCUGAAUGGGGUCAUUAAAGAGAAUUUAGAGAGAUGCAGGGAGUUCAAGUUAGGCAUUGGGGGUUGGGAAUAA
This is a messenger RNA of Exserohilum turcica Et28A, 3114 nucleotides long. RefSeq lists its product as uncharacterized. The transcript has 7 exons. The record is from RefSeq and is a predicted model, not a curated record. NCBI's taxonomy places the organism in Eukaryota, Fungi, Ascomycota, Dothideomycetes, Pleosporales, Pleosporaceae. The coding region runs from base 1 to 3114 and encodes 1037 amino acids.